Messenger RNA from Triticum urartu, 1768 nucleotides. The record is from RefSeq and is a predicted model, not a curated record. NCBI's taxonomy places the organism in Eukaryota, Viridiplantae, Streptophyta, Magnoliopsida, Poales, Poaceae.
AGAUUUCCGGAUUGACUCCACCCGAAAUCAUGCCAGAAAAACGGAUCCACAACAAUUUGCACGACCACACCUUCCUUCCCCUCCUCCCGUGUGCUUCCUUCCCCAUUGCCGCGAGUCGACCCGGCCUCUGGUCGUUGCCCGCGCUACUACAAGCCGCCUCCGACCUCCUCUGCCGGACACCAUGGCCAUGGAGCAAAGCUCCGUCGGACCUUCCCAACCAGAUCAACGAUGACGACGAGCGGAUCAGCCAACCCUUCCGCCCUAGUUAUAUGAAGAACCUGAUUGGUGAAGCUAAUUAUGAAAUCUGCCAGGAAAGGUUCAGCACCACUGCAAAUGAUUAUUCUUAUAUGUUGCAUUACACUAGCAUGAGUACAACAGAAGGGAAGUGGCAGAGAGGGAAUGACAAAGGCAGGCCUAAGAAUGGUCCUUACAUUCUUCUAUCUCCUAUUUAUUGCAUGGGUCGCCAUCAUGAGUGGGCAUUUGCUUACUGGGCAAUGGAGUAGAACCCACAUAUGGUUAUUUGAACAUGCUGGAAAUGAGCGCUUGCCCAAAACUGAAUUAGAAGGAGAGAGGUCUAAGGAGGCAAACUUCAUCGACAAGUCACUGUCUGCAUUGGGUGAUGCUAUUGCUUCCCUUACCUUCAAAGCGCCCACGUGCAUGUUUAUUCACCUUCGUUUUUGUUUUGUACUAUCACUGAAACUGAUUGUGUGCAUGCAACAGUUCAUUAGUGCCUAUAUAAUUGAUUAUCCAUGACAAAAAAUAGCUCUUUGUAGUGUUCUCUAUUCUUGAGGCUGUCGAAAACGCAAUGCUUAUAAAGAGUAAACUUUUUAAUGUCACCAUCAAGGGAUUUAUUUUAUAGAUUGCAGUGGCUUUGCCAAAGUAUCAAGGCAACCAUUUAAAGGUUGGCGACAAUGAGGCACCGAGAAAGAAGAGCGCAUCUGUGGCUUUGUCUAACUUGUCGAGACCAGGCUCACGCUAUUGCUCAUAUCUUGCUUGUUAAAAUUCACAUCUUGUGAUAAGCAAGUUGCACUGAUUUUUCCAAGUGCAUUCCCAGUAUUGUAGUAUUUCUUUCUUCAGAUGCAUCAUUGUAUUUUUAUAAAUGCAUGUUCCAGUGUAGUAGUUCUUUGUUUUCCAAAUGCAUGUUCCAGUGUAGUAGUUAAUUGUUUUCCAAAUGCAUGUUCUAAUUCAAAUAAUUAGUUUCAAGGUGCGGCCAUCAUAUGUCAUAACGAUCAUUCUUAACCUGCAAAUUUUUACUCCCUCUGUUCCUAAAUAUAAGUCUUUUAGAGAUUCAUAUAUGGACUACGUACGGAGAAAAAUGAGUGAAUCUACACUCUAAAAUAAGUCUAUAUACAUCCGUAUAUAGUCCAUAUUGAAAUUUCUAAAAAGACUUAUAUUUAGGAACGGAGGGAGUAGUUUUGAGUUGUAGUCAAGUUAGAUAGCUUUUAGUUCGCAACUUCAUUGUCUGGUUAUUGUAGCUUUAUACAUGACAUUGUCUUUUUUGUAUCUUUCAGAGAAUUAGAGGAGGCACAACCAACUAAGAAUCAUGUCAGGUGAAAGGUACAAGUUAUUGUCACAUGGAUGCGCACAUGGUGGUUAUCCUAGGGCAUAUGGUAGUUUUUUCGAUAGAAGAAUUAAAGGAGUAGCAUCACCAGAGAUAUGUGACUGGACUUUUGUGUACGCUCAAUUACCCAUUAAGUACUGAAUUUUGUGCAAUUCAACACAUGAGUUGUGGUCAGAUUUAAGAGGGGAUUUAGUUUGUUUCGAUUGA